GCAAUUAGUAAAAUGAACGUCCUAAAAAAAUUUGUUAUAUUCCUGACUCUGGUAAAUUAUAUCGUAUGCGAUGAUAGUGUGAGCGAAUUUACAAAGUAUGUUGAAGAUGAAUUGGAGAAAAUCAGCAAAUUUCAGUUACCUACUGAUAACAGAAAAUUAUUUUCCAAUCUCACGUGCCGCUCAAAAGUUAAGAAUUACGGCACCUUCGAUUUCAUAAUAAUAGGAGCCGGCUCGGCCGGUGCCGUUUUAGCCAACAGACUAUCCGAAAUAUCCCAAUGGAAAAUCCUCCUGCUCGAAGCCGGAGGAGAAUUAACCGAUUUCAGCGAUGUACCGGCUUUCAACAACUACUUACAACAAACCGACAUGAACUGGGGCUACUUGACCUCAUCGCAAACCACCUGCUGCCAAGGUAUGAAAAACAACCAAUGUCCUUACCCUCGUGGAAAAGUCCUCGGAGGGACCAGCACACUCAACGGCGCCAUCUACGCCCGGGGAUCCCCCGAUGAUUACAACGAAUGGGCGAAUUUAGGCAACCCGGGAUGGUCCUUCAAGGAGGUGCUACCUUACUUCAAGAAAUCCGAACACGUAGCUUUAAAAUCGUACGAUAAAGAUUAUCACGGAACCAACGGUCCUUUAUACGUCAACCAAACUUCCCCACCAUCGGUAAUAUCCGAAGCUUUCUUGGCGGCUAACUUAGAAAAAGGCCUCAAAGAAAUAGAUUACAACGGAAAACACCAAACCGGCGUAUCCAGACUGCAAUUCAACAUCAAAAACAACAAGCACUUGAACAGCGCUCGAGCAUUUUUAGACACGAUUAAACGCAAGAACCUCGACGUAGCCCUCCGAGCCACCGUCGAAGAGAUCCUCAUCCAAAACCGCCGAGCCAAAGGCGUGAAAUUCGUCCAAAACGGCGUCAGAUACCGAGCCAACGCCGCCAAAGAAGUCAUAGUAUCAGCAGGCGCGAUAAACUCGCCGCAAUUGCUGAUACUCUCCGGCAUCGGACCCGCCGAGCACCUCCGAAAAUUAGGAAUACCAGUCAAAGCGGACCUCCCAGUCGGCGAGAACCUCCAGGACCACCCGCUGUUCGUCAACAUGUACUUCAGAACCAACAUUUCAUCGCCGAACCACACCAUGCAGCAAAACAUCGAGAGGUACUUCGACGGGCUGACGCCUCUAACCAACGGCGCCGGCUUGGAGCAGCUCGCCUUCCUCGACUUCGCCAACGACCCGUCGUCGCCCAAGGCCGACGUGGAGCUCAUCACGUUCGCGCCGCCCUUCAGCGUGCCCGCCAACCCCCAAGGCGCCUACAACCUCAAGGACCGCUUCGCCGAGCCCUACUCCAAAUACAACACUCUCACCGACAUCAGCGUGAUCAUCUCGCUGAUGAAGCCCAAGUCGCGCGGCCGCGUCACCCUCAAGUCCAACAGCAUGCUCGACUUCCCGCAGAUCGACAUCAACUACUUCUCGGACGAGGCGGGCGAGGAUAUCGAGAUGAUGUACCGGGGCGUCCGGUACGUGUUGGGCUUGGAGGAGACGGAGGCGUUCAGGAGGAUCGGCGCUCGGUACGUGGCCGAGCAGCCCGGCUGCGAGUCGCUGAAGGCCGACGAGAGGGAGUUCUGGUACUGCGCUAUCAGGAACAUGGCGGCCACGGAGUACCAUCCCUGCUGCACCACCAAAAUGGGGCCGUCGCCGGCGGAUUCUGUGGUGGAUUCCGUCGCUGUGGUGCACGGUUUCGAUAAUUUGAGGGUCGUCGAUGCCGGCGUUAUUCCUGUGAUUACCAGCGGGCAUCUGAACGCUGCUGUCUAUAUGAUUGCUGAAAAGAUAUCGGAUGUCAUCAAACAGAAAUACAAUAAAUAAUUUACAAGUUG
Phyllotreta striolata is the source of this 1868-nucleotide messenger RNA. NCBI's taxonomy places the organism in Eukaryota, Metazoa, Arthropoda, Insecta, Coleoptera, Chrysomelidae. The record is from the annotation of a GenBank genome assembly.